AUGCCAAACCCCACUCCGGCCAAGGUUCUGCUGCACCGAACUUGUCAAGGCCUAGCUAUAGACAGAUUUCGGGAGAAAAAGCAGGAUCAACUGGGAUUCGACGCGACACGCAGAGAUUUGGAGCCACUAUCGCUAGCUGCAGAUGGUGCCCCAAAGAUUAUGUGCCAGCGUUGUGGAACUAUUUUGAAGCACCCUCACACUGUCAAUCCACAGGCAAAGGGCAAGGUACAAUAUCCUGGCAUAUCAACAAUGCAGAAGCACCUUAUGAGCGAGGGAAGAGAGUAG
This is a messenger RNA of Penicillium waksmanii, 285 nucleotides long. RefSeq lists its product as uncharacterized. Bases 1 to 285 code for a protein of 94 amino acids. Lineage: Eukaryota; Fungi; Ascomycota; Eurotiomycetes; Eurotiales; Aspergillaceae. The record is from RefSeq and is a predicted model, not a curated record. The transcript is spliced from 3 exons.